CUUCCGGUUUCACCUCAGUUACUUUUUGAAGUUCAGACUACAGAUUGAUAAUGGCAUGAUGAUGAAUGAUACACUGCAGGAUUGUCACGCUGUCACAAAUUAACUUUCGUUCCUAAAAUGGCGUUUGUCAGAUGAUUUCGUGAGCAACUUGACAUUAAUUUUACGAGCUAGACCGAGUUUUUUCUGCGAUAGAGAGAGAGAGAGAGAGAGAGAGAGAGAGCAGAGAGAGAGAGAGAGAGAGAGAGAGCAGAGAGAGAGAGAGAGAGAGAGAGAGAGAGAGAGAGAGAGAGAGAGCAGAGAGAGAGAGAGAGCAGAGAGAGAGAGAGAGAGAGAGACCGGGACCCGACCCAGCAUCAUGCCCGAGGUGUCGAAGAUGAAGAAGCCUGACGUCAAGGUUGUUCUCCUGGGAGACAUGAACGUGGGGAAGACGUCGCUUCUCCACAGGUACACGGAGAGGAAGUUCAAAGACACCAUCAGCACCGUCGGAGGGGCAUUUUUCCUCAAACAGUGGGGACCCUACAACAUCUCAAUAUGGGACACUGCUGGUCGUGAACAGUUCCACGGGUUGGGCUCAAUGUACUGUCGAGGUGCAGCCGCUGUCAUCCUCACUUAUGACGUCACCAACUGGCAGAGCCUAGCUGAGCUGGAGGAGCGCUUCCUGUCCCUGACUGAUACUGCUAACCAUGACUGCAUUUACGCUGUAGUGGGCAACAAGGCCGAUCUCACAGACCCUAAAGCCCAGCUGUCCCAGGUCUCGGAUAUGGCGUCUGAGGACCGAAGUGAUUAUGAGGAGAGCAUAGAACCACAGGUGCUGUCUGCUUGCCCCACCCCCCCGGCCUCCCCUGCUUCCCUUUCUGGGAUUACGCUACACAAACAGGUGACCCUCGAAGAUGCAGUGGCUCUUUAUGGGAGAAUACUGCGCUACAAGGGCCUGGAGGAAAAGAGCAGCCUGCCUGCAGAGAAGAUGUGCUUUGAGACGAGUGCCAAGACAGGCUACAAUGUGGACACUCUGUUUGAGGCAUUGUUUGAUCUGGUGCUGCCGUCCAUCCUGAGGAAGAGAAAUGAAAACCAGGAGUCUCCCACAGUCGACCUGGAGGAGUGCAGGGGGGGCAGCAGCAACAAGCGGGCCAGAUCUGCCUGCUGCUAGAGACUACUACCAGCAGAGACUUGUUUUUUACAAAAGGACAAUCAAGAGGUUGGUCUGCGCACCAAAUGUAUACUGUGACUGUAAUACGUAUUUGCCUUGACUGAGACCCAAAAGCAUGAAUGACCUCCCGGUAACACAAACACACAUUCUUGAUUCUGUCAGAAAAAGCACGUAGCGUUCAUCGUGUCCGCUGACAUUUUAAGGAAGGGAAAUAAACGUGUGGUGCGUUUUCACUCUAAGCUUCAAAGCCUUCAACCCCAACGACUGAAACUCCACUUGUAACCCAAAGAUGAGUCAAUCACAGCGUUUCAGAUUGAGAAUGUAACAGCACUAAUUGUUAGGUGGGUGGCACGUUGCACUGUGUUUAUUAUAUUUUUUAGGUUUCCUCAAAUCACUAUUAUUUUAUGCUCUGUUACUAGCAUUGAUACUGAUCUUUAUAUUUUAUAGGCACAUUUUGAACAUUUCAAUGAGUGUAAAUAGUUAAUAAACCUGUCGAAUUAUUAAAUACGCUGAUUGUUUAUUUAAUCUAAGAAGGGACCAUGCACAUACAUUAACAUGAGCACUUGAGUCCGUCAUGUGAAUGUGCCAGAUUGAGCCAUACAUGCUAAUUUUCAUCUGCUGUCAUAAUAAAGAUUUUUAUUUUGCA
Cottoperca gobio is the source of this 1793-nucleotide messenger RNA. It is a transcript of the gene rab20, whose product is annotated as RAB20, member RAS oncogene family. Gene Ontology annotation, molecular function: GTPase activity; GTP binding. The transcript has 2 exons. The coding region runs from base 356 to 1147 and encodes 263 amino acids. The record is from RefSeq and is a predicted model, not a curated record. Lineage: Eukaryota; Metazoa; Chordata; Actinopteri; Perciformes; Bovichtidae.